This is a messenger RNA of Xyrauchen texanus (razorback sucker), 2436 nucleotides long. Its product is annotated as claudin-4-like. Bases 47 to 679 code for a protein of 210 amino acids. The transcript has a single exon. NCBI's taxonomy places the organism in Eukaryota, Metazoa, Chordata, Actinopteri, Cypriniformes, Catostomidae. Gene Ontology annotation, molecular function: structural molecule activity. The record is from RefSeq and is a predicted model, not a curated record. Gene Ontology annotation, cellular component: plasma membrane; bicellular tight junction. Gene Ontology annotation, biological process: cell adhesion; bicellular tight junction assembly.
CAGAGCCAACAAUUCUAUAAAGUGAAACUGAACUAAAGAGCAUAAAAUGGUGUUCAUGUGUCGGCAGAUCCUCGGCAUGUCUCUAAGUGGUAUUGGCUUCCUGGGAGCUAUCUUGGUUUGUGCUCUUCCUGUGUGGAAGGUGUCAACAUUCAACAUGUCCCAUAUUCUGACAACGCUGACCAUCUGGGAGGGCUUGUGGAUGUAUUGUGCGACGCAGAGCACAGGACAGAUGCAGUGUAAGAUCUACGAUCUAUCUUUCACGGCCUUAUCCGAGGACCUGGAGGCCGCCCGGGUGCUCGUGGUCAUUGCCAUCAUCAUCUGCUUCUUUGCGCUGAUCCUGGGCAUAGCCUGUGGGAAAUGCACCAAUUUUGUGGCGAAGGAAGAUGUGAAGGUAAAGGUGUUGAUUGCCAGUGGUGUCAUGUUCAUUGUGGCAGGACUGCUGGUCCUGGUCCCCAUUUGUUGGUCAGCUAACACCAUCAUCAGGGACUACAAUAAUCCCUUGCUCAAUUCUGCCCAGAGGAAGGAGAUGGGGGCUUCACUCUACAUCGGCUGGGGUGCAGCUGCAUUGUUGAUCCUUGGAGGAGGUAUUCUGUGUAGCUCCUGCCCACCCAAGGAAAACAACUACGGGUUCAAGUACGCUCAGCCAUGGUCCAUUGCCACCAGCAGAGCCGACGUCUGAACGGAGAUCUCUCACGCAAAGACUGUUUACAUGCAAAAACUUUUCAUUCAUAAAGCCUCUUUGUUCCCCCAUCUGGCUUUUUCUCUGUUCCGAGGACAAGGACAUUAUCUGACAUGGCAUAGGUUAUUUAUUAUGAUUUUUUGCCGUGAUUAUAGAGCGAUCUCAAUACAUUUCAUAAUAGUAGAUUCACAGUACUGAGAAAUAACACAUGUUUUCACAAGAAAACAUUACAGAUCAUGUUCACUGCAAAAGAAGUUUAUUUGUCUUAUUUUGCAGAUACAAUAUCUAAAUAUGUUUAAAACAUGAACAAUUAAUUAGGAAGCAGAAUUGCAUAAGAUUUUCAAAAGUAAUCAAACCAAAUUUGGUGGGGGUUAAAGCUUCAUUCAGCAGAUGUCUUUGAGACAUUUAUGAUUUAGAAUGUUUGCAAAUCAUAUCUUUUUAAUAUGUUUAUCAGAUGUUAAUUAGAAUGCAAUACUUUCCAGAUGAAAUGCCAUUUAAGAGAUAUCUGGGAGAUGUACAUGUGCUAUCUGGGUUGCAUAUUAAGAAGAUGUCGGUCACAUUACUUUUGGGAACAUAUUCUUUUUUCUUUCAUCUUAAUACUAUAAACUUAAAACUGACUAAGACAAAUAAAUAAAGGGUGACCUCAACCAGAGUGGUGGUGGCGUAGUGGCUAAAGCACAGGGCUGUUAAUCAGAAGGUCACAGGUUCUAACCCAGCCACCACCAUUGUGUCCUUGAGCAAGGCACUUAACUCCAGGUUGCUCCGGGGGGAUUGUCCCUGUAAUAAUUGCACUGUAAGUCGCUUUGGAUAAAAGCGUCUGCCAAAUGCAUAAAUCUAAAUCUAAAUAAAUCUAAAUCAACCUAUAACAAGUGUUCUUGUUGGCUGUAUGCUUCCAGCAAGUGUUAUGGGAUUUGACAAAAGAGAUGUAAACCAAUCUCAUGUAUUUCAUGUCAUUAGAUAGCAAUUCUGUGGAACAAGGUAGAAGUAAAUGUGUAUGUAAGGGAUCAAUUACGACGGACUGUUGAAUUGUUUAAAUAACGCACAACUGAGGUGGUGAUGCGGUAACAACGUGCGGUGGAGUGGGGGGUGGUGGGGCAGAUAUUUCACAUAUUAUACCACAGGUCUGUUGAAUGCUUGAUUCUGAUUUGUUCACCGACAUUAUAAGGUGCAAUUACUUUUCAAGGAAACACACGGCUAUAAAGUAAUUUCAGCUCUUGACCGUUCCAUAUUACUUCGCCAAAGGAUUUCCAUUAUUUCAAAUAACCAUUUAAAACAAAGACAAUUAUUAAAGUAAAUUGAUAAAGAACGUUAAAACAAUGUCUGAAAUAUCCUACAUUUAUUUCAAUUAAGGUUAAAAAGAGCCCUCAUGCUCACUCAUCUCCCCCGAAUUUACACACUCCGCUGCGCAUCGUGACCGCAUUACCACCUCGAGUGUGCGUUAUCUUUCAACAAUUCAGCGGUCCGUCAUCAAUUACUACUUACUUAACGAGUAAGGAAUAAGGAGCCUUAUUGUAAAGUGUUAGCAUAUAAUGCAGACAUUUCAUUACAAAUUGUAUAAUGACCAUAAAACAUGUUAAGUGCAAAGUUUAAUAAAAACAAAUUAACAUUCAUUUCAAAAUGUCUUAGUAAAAGUUUGACAGUGCUGCAAAUUGUAUUGUGCUACUUCUGUGUUAAUAAUCAAUCUCUUUUGUAAAUGCUUGUGUAAAGGCACUUAUUUCUAGGUAAUGCUGUGCAGUUUCAAAUCCAUUAAACAUGUU